Rhododendron vialii is the source of this 4681-nucleotide messenger RNA. Its product is annotated as pleiotropic drug resistance protein 2-like. Gene Ontology annotation, cellular component: membrane. Gene Ontology annotation, molecular function: ATP hydrolysis activity; ATP binding; ABC-type transporter activity. The transcript is spliced from 20 exons. The coding region runs from base 227 to 4573 and encodes 1448 amino acids. The record is from RefSeq and is a predicted model, not a curated record. Lineage: Eukaryota; Viridiplantae; Streptophyta; Magnoliopsida; Ericales; Ericaceae.
GCGCAUCGAUUCUGAAAGCAAAAAAAAAAAUCUUAGCCGCCACCUCUAACUAACUCUUCUAUAUAAGCCUCUCUCCAACACCUCCUUCAAAAAAUAUCCGACUCCGGUUUCUCAUUUUCAAUAAGUGUGACGGAGAGAAACCAAGAUUGCAUUUCGAAACCGAAAUUCAAGAAACGAAUAUUGCGAUUGUACAGAUUCUGAGUUGCCGAAUCUGAAUUGAGUGGACAUGGCUACGCCGUUCGUAGCGGACGAUCUGGCUCGGACGACGAGCAGCGCACGGAGCUGGAAGUCGGGGAGCAUAAGGGAGGUGUGGCAGGGGCCGCCGGACGUGUUCCAGAGGAACAGCACGCGGCGGCAGGAGGUGGACGAGGAGGAGGAGCUGAGAUGGGCGGCGAUAGAGAGGCUGCCGACGUACGACAGGGUGAGGAAGGGGAUGCUGCAGCAGGUGAUGAGUAACGGGAGGGUCGUCAGGCAAGAGAUGGACAUGACCAACCUUGGCACGCAGGAUAAGAAGCAGUUGAUGGAGAGUGUUCUCAAGGUUGUCGAGGAUGAUAAUGAGAGGUUCCUCCAGAGGCUCCGCGCUCGAACCAACAGGGUUGGAAUUGAAGUUCCAAAGAUUGAAAUAAGGUUCCAGAAUUUCUCGAUCGAGGGAGAUGCAUAUGUAGGGACCAGAGCACUUCCAACUCUUCUCAAUUCUACCCUGAAUGCAAUUGAGGGAAUUAUUGGAAUGAUUGGGCUUUCUCCAUCUAAGAAAAGGGUUGUCAAGAUACUCCGGGACGUGAAUGGAAUCGUAAGACCAUCAAGGAUGACACUGCUUCUGGGACCUCCUGGUGCAGGAAAGACAACAUUGCUAAAGGCACUUGCCGGGAAAUCUGAUGAAAAUUUAAGGAUAGCUGGAAAAGUCACCUACUGUGGCAAAGAGUUUAAGGAAUUCGUUCCUCAGAGAACCAGUGCUUACAUCAGCCAGCAUGAUCUUCACUACGGUGAGAUUACUGUUCGCGAAGCACUGGAUUUUUCUGGACGUUGUUUGGGAGUUGGAACGAGGUACGAGAUGCUUUUGGAGUUGUCAAGAAGAGAGAAAGAAGCAGGCAUUAAACCGGACCCUGAGAUUGAUGCCUUCAUGAAAGCCACAGCCAUGGCUGGCCAGGAAACCAGUUUGAUUACUGAUUAUGUUCUCAAGAUACUUGGAUUGGAUAUUUGUGCUGAUAUUAUGGUGGGCGAUGACAUGCGAAGGGGGAUUUCCGGUGGACAAAAGAAGCGUGUCACUACUGGAGAAAUGUUGGUAGGACCAGCAAAAGCAUUUUUCAUGGACGAAAUAUCCACGGGGCUAGAUAGUUCUACCACUUUCCAGAUAGUCAAGUACAUUAGGCAAAUGGUUCACAUAAUGGAUGUAACCAUGGUCAUCGCUCUCUUGCAACCAGCCCCUGAAGCAUUCGAUCUCUUCGACGAUGUAAUCCUCCUUUCUGAAGGCCAAAUUGUUUACCAAGGCCCUCGUGAGAAUAUUCUUGAGUUCUUUGAGUACAUGGGAUUCAAGUGCCCACAAAGAAAAGGAGUUGCAGAUUUUCUCCAAGAGGUGACUUCCAAAAAGGACCAAGAACAAUACUGGUUCAAAAAGAACCAACCUUAUAGGUUCGUCUCAGUACCCGAUUUUUCCAAGGCCUUCAACACUUUCCACGUGGGCCAACGGAUUUCUGAAGAUCUCAGAAUUCCUUAUGAUAAGUCAAAAGCCCACCCGGCUGCACUUGUGACCGAAAGCUAUGGAAUCUCCAAUCGUGAACUCUUUAGGGCAUGCUUUUCGAGGGAGUGGCUUCUGAUGAAGCGAAACUCCUUUAUUUACAUAUUCAAAGUUGUUCAGUUAACAAUCAUGGCGAUAAUUGCAUUGACUGUCUUCUUAAGAACGGAAAUGAAGUAUGGUAGAAUUGAGGAUGCUUCCAAAUUCUGGGGGGCGCUGUUUUUCAGUAUGAUUAAUGUGAUGUUCAAUGGGAUGACUGAGCUUGCGAUGACAGUUUUUAGGCUUCCUGUUUUCUUUAAGCACAGAGAUAGCUUGUUCUAUCCAGCUUGGGCUUUUGGGUUGCCCAUUUGGCUCCUCCGGAUUCCUGUUUCAUUGAUGGAAACUGGGAUAUGGAUCAUACUUACUUAUUACACCAUAGGGUUUGCACCAUCUGCUAGUAGGUUCUUCAAACAAUUCCUGGCUUUCUUUGGUGUACAUCAAAUGGCUCUCUCUCUCUUCCGAUGCCUUGCUGCUGCUGGAAGAACUCCUGUUGUUGCAAAUACAAUGGGAAUGUUCACUUUGCUAUUGGUUUUUGUGCUUGGAGGCUUCAUUGUGUCCAAAGAUGACAUUGAACCGUGGAUGAUAUGGGGAUAUUGGAUUUCUCCCAUGAUGUAUGGACAAAAUGCCGUCGCAAUGAAUGAAUUUCUCGAUGACAGAUGGAGUGCCCCCAUCAAUGGCACUUCCCAGCCUACAGUUGGAAAGACCCUUCUUGAUGGCAGAGGACUCUUUGUGGAGGAAUACAUGUUCUGGGUUUGUAUUGCAGCGCUUUUUGGGUUUUCCCUUCUUUUUAAUGGUCUUUUCAUCGCAGCACUUACAUACCUAAGUCCUUUGGGUGAUUCUAAACUACUUUUAGAAGAUGAUCAAGAUACUAAUAAUAGGCAUCAACGAACAUCAAAUGGCGAAGGUACCGAUAUGGCUGUAAGAAACGCUGGAGGAGACACCAGCUCAAGUCAAGUCGCAAGAGGAAUGGUUUUGCCUUUCCAGCCCCUUUCACUUGCAUUCAACCAUGUGAACUACUAUGUGGAUAUGCCAGCAGAAAUGAAGAGUCAGGGAGUUGACGAUAACCGUUUGCAACUUUUACGGGAUGUUAGUGGUGCUUUCAGACCGGGUAUUUUGACAGCACUAGUUGGUGUCAGUGGUGCUGGGAAGACCACAUUGAUGGAUGUCUUAGCAGGAAGAAAAACCGGGGGGUAUAUUGAAGGAUCCAUAAGCAUUUCUGGUUUCCCAAAGAAUCAAGAAACAUUUGCCAGAGUCAGUGGUUAUUGUGAACAAAAUGACAUUCAUUCGCCAUAUGUUACCGUUUACGAGUCUCUGUUAUACUCUGCAUGGCUGCGUCUAGCUUCGGAUGUGAAUACGGAAAGACGAAAGAUGUUUGUGGAGGAAGUCAUGGAUCUAGUCGAGCUUCACCCUCUACGACAUGCUCUAGUUGGUCUUCCAGGAGUCAAUGGUCUUUCAACUGAACAGAGGAAGAGGCUCACCAUUGCUGUUGAGUUGGUGGCUAAUCCAUCCAUCAUUUUUAUGGAUGAGCCCACAUCAGGCCUUGAUGCGAGAGCUGCUGCAAUUGUCAUGCGUACUGUGAGGAACACAGUGGACACUGGCCGAACUGUUGUGUGCACCAUUCAUCAACCCAGCAUAGACAUUUUUGAAGCUUUCGAUGAGCUUCUGUUGAUGAAGAGAGGAGGGCAAGUGAUAUAUACUGGACCUCUUGGUCGCCAGUCUCACAAGCUUGUUGAAUAUUUUGAGGCUGUUCCAGGGGUUGCCAAGAUUAAAGACGGUUACAAUCCAGCUACAUGGAUGCUUGAGGUCACUGCUAAUUCAAUUGAGGCUCAACUCGAUGUUGACUUUGCAGACAUUUAUGCCAAUUCUGACCUCUAUCGGAGGAAUCAGGAUCUUAUCAAGGAGCUAAGCACUCCAGCACCAGAUGCCAAGGACCUCUACUUCCCCAACCAAUAUUCCCAACCCUUCCUAACUCAAUGCAAGGCUUGUUUCUGGAAGCAACACUGGUCAUACUGGAGGAACUCACAGUACAAUGCCAUCCGGUUUUUCAUGACUGCUGUCUUCGGUAUACUCUUUGGUGUCAUCUUUUGGAACAAAGGAAACAAAAUAUCAGAACAACAAGAUCUGCUUAACUUGCUUGGAGCUGUCUAUGCUGCCAUCCUUUUCCUUGGAGGCACCAAUGCUUCUUCAGUCCAAACUGUUGUAGCAGUGGAGAGAACUGUCUUUUACCGUGAAAGGGCAGCAGGAAUGUACUCAGAGUUGCCAUACGCAUUUGCUCAGGUGGCCAUAGAAACUAUUUAUGUUUUCAUUCAGACAAUCAUUUACGCUCUUCUUCUGUUCUCGAUGAUUGGGUUCGAAUGGAAAUUAGCCAAAGUCUUGUAUUUCUACUAUUUCAUAUUCAUGUGCUUUACCUACUUCUCGAUGUACGGGAUGAUGGUUGUCGCGCUGACUCCAAACCACCAAAUUGCUUCUAUUUGCAUGUCCUUCUUCCUCAGUUUCUGGAACUUGUUCUCUGGUUUCCUUCUCCCUAGGCCGCUUAUCCCUGUGUGGUGGAGGUGGUACUACUGGUGCUCUCCCGUCGCUUGGACAAUCUAUGGUAUUUUCACUUCUCAAGUUGGAGACAAGGAUACUCCACUUACUUUAGAAGGUGGGAAUGUGACAACAGUCAAGAUAUUCCUUAAAGACAAUAUGGGUUUUGAUGAAGACUUCCUCGUACCCGUAUUGUUUGCCCAUUUGGGUUGGGUGCUCGGAUUCUUCUUAGUCUUCGCCUAUGGCAUCAAGUUCCUUAACUUCCAAAGGAGAUAGACGAUCAGAAAAGCUUCGUUUCACUCCGAAUAUCAGUAAAAUGUCGAGAUUCACACAUCCUAAACAAGAUGAUCUACUUUAUGCUGUACACAAGUUUAGUUAAGGAGA